Molecule: messenger RNA, 1245 nt
Organism: Camponotus floridanus (Florida carpenter ant)
Lineage: Eukaryota; Metazoa; Arthropoda; Insecta; Hymenoptera; Formicidae
Exons: 1
Coding region: 1-1245 (414 amino acids)
Molecular function (GO): zinc ion binding; nucleic acid binding
Source: RefSeq, a predicted model, not a curated record
AUGGACCGACUACUUCAAGCGCUAGCAGAAGCUGCGCUAAGCCAGGAGCACACAUUACGUCAGAUCAGGGAGUCACAAAAGCAAAUCGGUGAAUCACAAAAGCAAAUGACAGAGAUACUAUCACAUCGAAUAUCGGGAACGGACGAUACUGCAAAGUCGUCGCAAUUCGCAAAUCUGGCUACACGGCUCGGUAAAUUCGUUCAUGACCCGGCAAGGGGUAAAACUUUCACGUUGUGGUUUGAACGACAUAGAAGCACUUUCGCGGAAGGAGCGAAGGGUUUAACCGAUACGGAGGGAAAAGAGCUACUUCUUAAUGCUCUCGGGGACGAGUAUCAACAAUUACUCAGUCGUUUAUCGUCGAAGAAACCACAAGAGAUGUCUCUUGCAGAUCUCGUGCAACAUCUUCGAAAACAGUUCCACGAUAAUAAAACGUUAUUUCAACGUCGUUUUGAAGCUCUCAAUUUUCGUGCUUCCCCGCUAACAACGGCUAUAGAAAUACUUGACAAAGUAAAUGUUUUGGGAGAUGCCUUUGAGCUCGAUAAUUUCAAUAUCGACCAGAUCAAAAUUCUACUAACGGCUCUCGCCCUAAGCGACCACACCUACUACACGGAGCGAACAGUCCUCUUCAAGGUUGCAUCAGAAAAAGAAAACUGCACAUUUCAAGACAUUAGAGAAAUCUGCUACGCACAUGCGAACCGCACGGCUGACGUCAUGCGUGUUGAAGGACAGCGCUUCUUCGAAAUCAACGCGGUCAGCCAAUCUACGAAGAAUUCACCUAAAAAGAAAGGUAAAUAUUACGAAAAGAAAACAAAUCCUACUACACUACAUUACGAGAAAAAGAGAAAUUCUACUACAUUAUCGCCAUGCUAUGGCUGCGGUUCCACGAAACACAGACGGGAUGCAUGUCCGUUUAAGAAUGCAACGUGUAGAAUCUGCAAGAAAACGGGACACAUUGCUAGAGUUUGCUUAUCAAAGCAACGAAAUAAAAUAAAUACUGUCACAUUACAAGGUAUUCUAGGCACAGGACAUCGAUAUCGCAAAUUCGCGCAUAUUACUAUCAAUAACAAGCCAUUGAAAAUGCAGCUGGAUACAGAAGCGGACGUAACUACGAUCGGGAGAGAAACUUGGACACGAAUCGGUCGUCCAAAACUCCAAUCGCUUACUACUUCAUGUGUGAAUGUUUCAGGACAUCCACUGCAUAACAUAGAAUUUUUAACGCCUUACUUGGCUACAAAGACUGUAUGA